AGCGACGUAUCUGCAGAAAAGCAAAUCACAUGUCAUCUACAUACCGUUCUCUAACACAAGCCGAUUGUACAAUACUAUCUUCCUACAAACAAAUGCUACGUAUGGAUUUCGAAUCGUGUUCAAAUAUUUGAAUCUCUAUUAUGAUGAUGAAGUCCAAAUAGGAACAGGUAACGAUCCAUCUGACAUACAGUCUGUCAUCACAACUAUCCAUGGAUCUACACACUACGCUCCUGAUGAUGUCUAUGUAGGUUCCAAUGAGAUGUGGUUUGCUGUCAUAGGAGCGAAGUUUACCAGCAGGCUUGAAAUGGAUGUUGAGAUCAUUUCCAUUGACCUGUCAAGACUGAUCUGUAAAAAUACGACAUGGAUGUCAUCGCGUUUUGGACUAAUCAAUUUCCUAGAGGAUGAGAAAGGAGCGUUGGCGAACUCAACUGAAGUAUGUCCAUUCAACACAGCAAACGCUGACCAACCAAUCGGGCGUGCCAUAUGCGUCGGUGAUCUGAUUUCACAGAGUACGUGGCUUCCUGAUCCCACGGAUAACUGUGGACCAUUCAGAAAUGUCGGAGAUUUACUUACCCAGCUUUCAAAGGUUAUCGUUUCAGAUGAGAAUGUUGCUAAGCUCAGUGAAGAUGUCAGUUUGGUGUCAAGUAAUAUCAAUGAUAUCUCCUCUGAUGACAUUUUUUCGAUUGCAAAUAUAAUUUCAAAUAUAAGUGCUCGAACGAACUACAGUGAACAGGUUACUGAAUCCAUUGUUGCCAUAGUGAAUAACAUCGCUCAGGUUGACACAGAAACACUUGAAUCAGCAUCAGCCUCUGUUAGUGAUGUCAUUAACGUCUUUGAGCAGCAGAUCAAAAGUGUACCUGUAGAGGACGGUGACAAUUUUAGCAUUCAACAACCCAAUAUUGCCGUGCAGGUCCAAAGCGUGCAUACCGAUGACAUCUCGAACGGUCUAGUCCUCUCGUUAGCAAGAGACAGCAAUCCUAAUGUGACGAAAUUCGACAUCAACAUCGAAACUUCAAAUGAAAAUCUUGAUGAAGCUACAACACCAGACACCAUUGCUGCUGCCAUCCUACCAUCUGCUAUUUCUUCCGCUAUACCGUCGAUAUCUGAAGAAAGUUCUGAGACAAGCGGCUUUGUUCGCGUGACUUUCAAUGUCUUUUCCACACCAGCCCUUUUCAUUUCUAACUCAUUGCAAACAACGAGUCUAGGAACCAACCGAUCUGCUAACACACCCGUAAUAUCACUGAGCAUCGGGGACGAGAAAAUAGAAAAUCUGACAGAACCCAUCAAGUUCACUUUUACCCCGAUAGAGCCUGGUCUGACGAACCCGUUGUGUUCAUACUGGGAUAUUGGCUAUGGUGACUGGUCUCAAGAAGGGUGUCAGCUUCUUUCAUCAUCUGGAAUUAGAUCACCCAAAGAUAGCAGCUGGGUUCCUCCUCCUGAUGAGAGGAUCGUUUGUGGAUGUAACCAUCUUACCCACUUUGCUGUCCUCAUGGUAAGAUCUUUUAAUUUUUUUUUAAAUAGUAUUCUGAGGGAAAAACAGACCAACCAGAUCAUCAUUUGCCUGUGCCUGACGUUACUCUGUCUCUACGUAUCGUUCAUUGUCAUGAUAUCACUGGGCAGCGCCAAACUUCAAUACCAAGUUCCAUGCGGGUGCAUUGCGGCGUUCGUUCACUUCUUCGUUCUGUCUUCGAUCACGUGGAUGGGUGUGGAGGGAUACACCACUUAUCUCAUCAUUGUCAAGAUGUUUGAUACCAGCAAUAAACGAUUCAUGGUCAAAGCUGGUGCCGUUGCUUGGGGUAUCCCUGCAAUGAUCGUCAUUGUAACUGGUGGCAUUGCCCGGGACAAAUACGCGCACGAAGAUCUAUGUUUUCUACAAUUGUUGGCUCAAAUCGGUGGUCUCCUUAUUCCCAUGACAAUCAUCAUCCUGUUCAACGUCGUCAUCUUUGCCCUGGUCGUUCGUGAACUGAUGAAGUCCUCUAAUAUAGAAUACAGAGAAAACAUCGAACGUGUUCAAAAUGCAAUCUGUAUCCUCCUUCUGCUUGGUCUCACAUAUAUCACUGGAUACUUUCUGAUGAUCCAAGAAUUUAGUCAGGUGGUUGAGCCCAUCUUCUUUGUAAUGCUCUCAUCUCAAGGACUCUUCAUCUUUCUGCUCUACUGUGUUCGUAAACCAGUGAUUCGUAAGCAGUUAGGACUGACCUGUCUAGAUAGAGCCCAAAGACAAGACGCUAUAACAUCGACUACAGCAGCAACUACUUUGAGCACGCAGCCGCAGAAUAGCGUCACGACAUUCGUGUAA
Messenger RNA from Strongylocentrotus purpuratus (purple sea urchin), 2296 nucleotides. RefSeq names its product adhesion G-protein coupled receptor G6-like. The record is from RefSeq and is a predicted model, not a curated record. Lineage: Eukaryota; Metazoa; Echinodermata; Echinoidea; Camarodonta; Strongylocentrotidae. Gene Ontology annotation, biological process: cell surface receptor signaling pathway; G protein-coupled receptor signaling pathway. Gene Ontology annotation, cellular component: membrane. Bases 260 to 2296 code for a protein of 678 amino acids. The transcript has 11 exons. Gene Ontology annotation, molecular function: G protein-coupled receptor activity.